This is a messenger RNA of Symbiodinium sp. CCMP2456, 609 nucleotides long. NCBI's taxonomy places the organism in Eukaryota, Dinophyceae, Suessiales, Symbiodiniaceae. The record is from the annotation of a GenBank genome assembly.
GCCUUUCUUCAGAGCCAGCCGCAGGUUGAGGGCAACCGAUCCUUCAACUUUAUCAUCUCUAGCGAUCCGGCGGCUUCAGUGGCAGAUGCCGCCGCCGGUGCAGUUAUCCCUUUGUCGGCGCACGACAUCCACACUUCUCCCUCCGGAGCUCUGCCUCGCCAUGUGCGCUGCGAUCGAGAGGCUACCGCCCCGUGGAGCAUUUUCUCGCGCCGGACCUCGCACGAGCCGAAGAAGGCAAAAAUUAGCGUUACCGGCCGACGGAUGAACCCCCUCCCACUGCGUGCACCCGCCACGCUGGAGGACUACUGCCAGGCCGAGGAGCGAUCCGAGUCACCUUCCACAGCGGCGCCGUCUUCAGAAGUCUCAGGAGCUGCACGAGACGGUCUCCGAGACGGGAAGGACCGCCCGAAGGCAACACCAGCUCCACGGGGCCUAGCUCAAAACAGGCGGAAUUCGCGACCUCGGUCCGGCAGCAACAAGGUCAAGCGAGGUGGCAGCCGGGAGAACCUGUUGAGCUUGACUGCGGAUGUCGGUAGACGACCCCGGUCUGGCAGCUGCAACAAGGUCAAGCGUUGCGGCAGCCGGGAGAAUUUCUCGGCCUCUGUCACG